AUGCUGGACGACGUGCAGGAUAUUGGAGAUGUGGAUGACCUAUUGGCGGGACACGUCAGUGAAAAGAAGUCUGAAAAUUGUUGUGAUAGGAAUGUGACUCAAAGUGUAGAGCACGUGAAAGUGAUGAUGCAGGAGGAUCCAUUGGGCGUUGAAUUUGUGUUUCAUUCCACCUAUUCUAUGCCCAGCGCACGCCUGGAAUUCAAGUGUCCUUUCACAUUGUGGUGCCACGUAGAUGGUCGCAAAUGUUCAGUAACGGAGCUCAAAGCGUUUGGCGGCAGAAGACGCACUUGGCCGAUUGUAUAG
Molecule: messenger RNA, 303 nt
Organism: Peronospora matthiolae
Lineage: Eukaryota; Oomycota; Peronosporomycetes; Peronosporales; Peronosporaceae
Source: the annotation of a GenBank genome assembly